AUGACACGAAGGUGUGAAAAAAUGCAUCCACAAGAUUCAUGGGAAUGGGCACAUGCGACACAUCGAAUCUCCACAAUUUAUAUUUAUUUCUUUAUCAGUUCCAUGAUUUUUGUGGGAGUUAGUCUCUACUUUUUCUCCAAGGAAUUCGUCGUUUCACCGGACAAUUUCAGUGAGCUGGUCCAUAGUUACAGAUCAGAUUAUACGAAUAAAACGACGAUUAGUUAUGAUGAGGUGAUUGACGCCAUGAAUCCAUUUCAUCCAUUCCAUAAAUUCCUGGCUCGUAAUCAUAUUCGUCACUCUUUUGGAACUGUUUAUGUCAAUCACUGUUACGUGUUUCCAUACCCAAACGGAACAAAUCUUCCCUCGAUUCUCCGUAGAAUGACAUUUUCUGCGCCGGCUCAGGCAUCAAUGAGAACUGCCGUUUUGAUAACUGUCCUGUUACGAAUGGUCAUCGUUCUGAUUCGCACGUCCGAUGUGAUGCUUCAGAAUCCGUCGAAACAUGUACAAAUCCGAUGUAUUGGGCGUGUGUGUACUGUCACUGAUUUGAUGGUUUCCGUGUUUGGAAUGUUUGUGACGUGUCUGCAUUCCAGUGUAGAUAUGAAUGAUUCGGAAUGGUUACCGGCAAUUUGUGAGUACAUCUGCAUUGUCACAAUAGUUGUCUUCUACCUAACGCAGUUGGAAGACUUCACAAAAAUGCAAAUGGUAUUAUCCUGCGAACGAGAGGAGACCAUGUGUUGUAUGGAGUACAUAGAUUUCGCUGAUUUCAAACCAGCAAUGCUCCACGACUUUCAUAAACUGAUUGAGCAUCAGAGAGCAGAGGAAGAGAAGCGACUUCAUAAAUCAAUUAUCUUUGUGUCAUAA
Caenorhabditis remanei is the source of this 861-nucleotide messenger RNA. RefSeq lists its product as uncharacterized. The transcript has 5 exons. Gene Ontology annotation, biological process: GPI anchor biosynthetic process. Gene Ontology annotation, cellular component: Golgi membrane; endoplasmic reticulum membrane. The record is from RefSeq and is a predicted model, not a curated record. NCBI's taxonomy places the organism in Eukaryota, Metazoa, Nematoda, Chromadorea, Rhabditida, Rhabditidae. Bases 1 to 861 code for a protein of 286 amino acids.